AUGAACAAUACUAAGCUUGUCUUGAUGAUAUUCUUGGGAAGCAUGGCUUUUGAUCUUAUCAGCAGAUCAUUCGCUUCAGAGUCUGAGGACUAGGAAGCAAAGCAAGUUAAUCCUAAUUUAUCACAAAUGAGCUAGAGUAGUGAUGAAAGCAUGCUACAUAAUACUGAAUACUAUUAAGGAAGUGAUUCUGCAGAUAAUAGAGAGCAUGCUUAUAUUUCCUCUUAAAGUAGAGGAGUAAAAAUCACUGAUAGUUCCAAGGGAGAGGAGUUAGAAGUUGAAGAAGACUUUGGAAAUGGGAAAGUCAGAAAAUCUGGAAAGAGUAAACAAAGAGCUGACACCUCUGAAAUGGGCAACUUCUUGUAACUCAAGAAGUAUAUUGAAUCAUCAGCACCAGAGGUAUUUGUUACCGGAGGUGAGUAUCCACCUAGUCCUAGCAAGCAAAUGUUAGCUCAGUUGUUUAGCUUUGCCUAGAUGGGUUUCAUCCUAUUCAUAUUUGUGGGCGACUCUAUUUUCAGAGCCCUAAACAAGCCAGUCCCAGCUUUCUAUCAAAGAAUAUCAGAAAAUAGAUGGACAUGGGUCAUUGGUGCCUGGUUUAUAGGCGCUCAGGUCUAAAAUGGCUUGCUUUCAAGUGGAGCAUUCGAGAUAUAUGUGAAUGAUGCUCUAGAAUUCUCCAAGAUUACGAGUGGAAGAAUGCCAGAUAUGACUGAUAUCAGCAGAAUUUUCAAGAAACACAGCAUUGAGCUAUGA
Messenger RNA from Stylonychia lemnae, 747 nucleotides. NCBI's taxonomy places the organism in Eukaryota, Ciliophora, Spirotrichea, Sporadotrichida, Oxytrichidae. The record is from the annotation of a GenBank genome assembly.